This is a messenger RNA of Neomonachus schauinslandi (Hawaiian monk seal), 1506 nucleotides long. RefSeq names its product pyroglutamyl-peptidase I (gene PGPEP1). Lineage: Eukaryota; Metazoa; Chordata; Mammalia; Carnivora; Phocidae. Bases 27 to 656 code for a protein of 209 amino acids. Gene Ontology annotation, biological process: proteolysis. Gene Ontology annotation, cellular component: cytosol. Gene Ontology annotation, molecular function: pyroglutamyl-peptidase activity. The record is from RefSeq and is a predicted model, not a curated record. The transcript has 5 exons.
GGUCCGAGGCGCAGCCCGAGCCCGCCAUGGAGCAACCCAGGAAGGCGGUGGUGGUGACGGGAUUUGGCCCUUUUGGAGAACACACCGUGAACGCCAGCUGGAUUGCAGUCCAGGAGCUGGAGAAGCUCGGGCUUGGUGACAGCGUGGACCUGCAUGUGUAUGAGAUUCCGGUCGAGUACCAGACGGUCCAGAGGCUCAUCCCUGCCCUGUGGGAGAAGCACAGCCCACAGCUCGUGGUGCAUGUGGGGGUGUCGGGCAUGGCGACCACGGUCACGCUGGAGAAGUGCGGGCAUAACAAGGGCUACAAGGGGCUGGACAACUGUCGCUUCUGCCCCGGCUCCCAGUGCUGCGUGGAGGACGGCCCGGAAAGCAUUGACUCCAUCAUCGACAUGGACGCUGUCUGUAAGAGGGUCACUACGCUGGGCUUGGACGUGUCGGUGACCAUCUCACAAGAUGCCGGCAGGUACCUCUGUGACUUCACCUACUACACCUCGCUGUACCAGAGUCAUGGCCGCUCAGCCUUUGUUCACGUGCCUCCACUGGGCAAGCCCUACAAUGCAGACCAGCUGGGCAGGGCGCUGCGGGCCAUCAUCGAGGAGAUGCUGGAUGUCCUGGAGCAGUCAGAUGGCAAAAUCAACUGUCGCCACAAACACUGAGAGCCUCUCGGGCCUCCCAAGACCUCGUCCCACUAGGGACCCCAGGAGGGACGUCCGCCCUCCGGGGGCCUGGCCAAGGAGGAUAAGCCUGUCAGCUGGGGAUCGGAUUUGGAUCAAUAUUCCAACGUACACACUUCCUCUCCCUUCUUCUCCACAAAAGGGCUGGUCGCUUUGAAGAAGGUGGCUGAAGAUUUUUUUUCUCGAUUUCCCUUUGCAUCUGGGGACACAGCCACAAUGGCUGGGAAGCUGGUGGGUCCCGAUCUCCACAGGGAAUCCUAGUCAAGUGGAUCUCUGCUCUUGAUCCCACAGCUGGGGCCACCUGCUCACCUGCUUUUCUAAGUCUCUGGUGAAGGGAUUCCAGUGUUCCCUCUGUCCAUGACUGGUUUUUCCCAAACUUAAAAACUCCUUGAAGAGUCUUUGCCCUGAUCCAUGUCCCAGCAGCUGGGACAGCCCUGGAAAGGGCUGCCUUGGGAUAUGGCGGAGGCUUUUUUCCCUUCUCUUUCUUAUUCUCUUUUUCAAAAACAAUAGUGCUAGUUUGGGCACAGAGGAAUUUAUAUUCCCUUUGGUUAAAACGCGGGCUUUCACCGACAACAAAGUGUCUUUUCUUUUUCCUGGGAUGCGGCCCCUUCUUGCCUCUUUCUCUGAAAACGGGACCCACAUCUUUGUGUCGGAGCUGACAUCGGGUUCCGUUUCCUCAGGGCGGGCAGGGCCCUUGGCCAGGCCCUGGGGGGGUGGGAGCUGCUGCCCCAGCUGGUUAAAAAGGUGGGCUGACCCUUUCGACACCAGAGCCGUGAGCUGUACCCGUGGGGACUCUGGAGCAGGGGUAGGAAAACAGCCCUUGUCAUUUUGA